AUGGCAGGUAUAUUUUUACCAAAUGUAAGGAAACAGCGUCAGUAUAGACAUACUCCUCAUGUUCAGCAUCUUGAUGAUGGGGAAAUGCACGAGCGGUAUCGUUUCACAAAUGAUGGCGUAGCAUUUUUGGAGGAUAUCUUGAAUGAUGACAUAAAAAGAGAAACUCACCGGAACAGGGCCCUCAGUGUGCGACAGAUGGUUCUUAUAACCCUUCGGUUCCUCGCCACAGGGGCGUUUUUCAAUGUUGUAGGAGACAGCAUGGGUUACCACAAAUCAACAGUUUCUCGUGUGGUAACCCACGUGACAGAGAUUAUUUGCAAAAACAUGAAACGAUUCAUUGUAUGGCCUUCCGACGAAGAGAAGAAUAGAGUGAAGAGCGGAUUUUUCACAUCGGCAGGCUUCCCUCACGUAGUGGGGUGCGUUGACGGGACACACAUCCGUAUCCAGGCCCCUUCUGUUGAUGAGCCAGCUAAUGUCAACCGAAAAGGCUAUCAUAGUAUCAACAUUCAGGCAGUUUGCGAUCAUGAAGGUUGUUUACAAGUGUCAACGCCAGUUGGCCGGGCUCGUGCCAUGAUGCACACGUGUUCAGGACAUCAGGGCUGUGCAACAGGCUACAACGAGACAAUCAAUGUCUGGAAGAUGAGUUGCUUCUUAUUCGGCUGUUGUUGGACAAACGAUAGCCUAUGUGUUGACAUUUGA
Molecule: messenger RNA, 699 nt
Organism: Mya arenaria
Lineage: Eukaryota; Metazoa; Mollusca; Bivalvia; Myida; Myidae
Product: putative nuclease HARBI1
Exons: 2
Coding region: 1-699 (232 amino acids)
Source: RefSeq, a predicted model, not a curated record